Messenger RNA from Acanthosepion pharaonis, 528 nucleotides. NCBI's taxonomy places the organism in Eukaryota, Metazoa, Mollusca, Cephalopoda, Sepiida, Sepiidae. The record is from the annotation of a GenBank genome assembly.
AUGAUAUUAAUUUUCUUUUGUCUUUCUCUCUUUCUUUCGUCUCUCUCUCUUUCUUUCGUUUCUCUCUCUCUCUUUCUUUCGUUUCUCUCUCUCUCUUUCUUUCGUUUCUCUCUCUUUCUUUCGUUUCUCUCUUUCUUUCUUUCGUUUCUCUCUUUCUUUCUUUCGUUUCUCUCUCUCUUUCGUCUCUCUCUCUCUCUCUCUUUCGUCUCUCUCUCUCUCUUUCUUUCGUCUCUCUCUCUCUCUUUCUUUCGCUCUCUCUCUCUCUCUUUCGUCUCUCUCUCUUUCUUUCGUCUCUCUCUAGCAAUCAACAGAACUAGUGACAUUAUUUUUGUCAGUAAAACUUCCACUUCUAUUAUUACAACUGGUAGUAAAAGACCUGUUUUGAAAUGGAUUUCCUUUCUUUUCUGCUCGCAACAACCACCUCUUUCCUUUAGUUUAGCUCCACCCUACUUGGCAGGUUGGCAAUCUAUCCACUCAUCUGUCAGAUAUCGGAGAGGUAGUCUCGCUCAAUAUUGGAUUGUCUUUUAA